Messenger RNA from Coregonus clupeaformis (lake whitefish), 1893 nucleotides. Its product is annotated as replication stress response regulator SDE2-like. Gene Ontology annotation, cellular component: nucleus. Bases 144 to 1355 code for a protein of 403 amino acids. The transcript has 7 exons. The record is from RefSeq and is a predicted model, not a curated record. NCBI's taxonomy places the organism in Eukaryota, Metazoa, Chordata, Actinopteri, Salmoniformes, Salmonidae.
UGGUGGCAAAAUUAGUAGAAAAAACAAAGCCCUUAAAAAAAACGCUAUAUCGUCACGUUACAUAACAAGCUCUCGGCCUUCCGCGUAAAUAUCCGGUAGUAGCUCGAAAAAGCAACCUUACAUUUCUGUACUGUGGCAAAAUCAUGGAGUUGUUUCUUUCUGGUCCACUUCUUCAGUUUUGCAAUGCUUCUUUUCCUACUGGAGUCUCUGUCCGUGAUCUAGUUGAUAUUUUUACGAAAGAAAAGGGAAUCCCGUCAUCAGAUCUCUACGUCAAGAAUAAUGGACGAUUAUCAGAGCUUGAUGAGAAAUUGCAGGCUGGAGCGGUGUAUCGACUGGAGCCUCGUCUCUGUGGUGGGAAAGGAGGCUUUGGGUCUAUGCUUAGGGCUCUUGGGGCACAAAUUGAGAAGACCACAAACCGCGAAGCCUGCAGAGAUCUAAGCGGAAGGCGACUAAGAGAUGUCAACCAUGAGAAAGAGAUGGCAGAGUGGCUUAAGAAGCAGGCAGACCGCGAGGCAGAGAAAGAGCAAAGGCGUCUGGAGAGACUGCAGAGGAAGCUGGCCGAGCCCAAGCAUCACUUCACAGACCCAGACUACGAGCAGCAGUGCCACGACCUCUCAGAACGCCUGGAUGACUCAGUCUUAAAAGGAAUGCAAGCCUCUUCCAGCGGACUUGUGAAAGUAGACGAGGCACCGAAACGCAAAAAGCCACCUCCAAACAAAGGCCAAGGGAAAAGUAAGAAGAAAUGCUUUUGGACGGGUGUUGGCGGCCUGGAUGACCUGGACAGCUCCGAGGAUGACGAUGCUGCAAGCGACAGCGGGAACUCUCCCUCAACAUCUGAUUCUGGCUCAGGGGUACCCGGUAGUCCCGUAAAGGGAGCAACCUCAGCUCACACCUCAGCCUCUCAGAGCAGAGCGGAACAAACAGCAACUCCAGAAGCUCCUAGCACAAGCAGCAACUCCAGCUCAGGACCCAGCUCUCCAGAGAGCCCAGCAGAGGUGCAGACACAAUCUCAAGCAGAGGCAGUAGCUUCGGGCACCAGUGACGGUGGGGAGCAGAAGGAGGUGGUCCCCGCAGAAGAAACAUUCCCAAAGACCGACAGUCUAAGCAAAGCUCAGAGUAGCACUAACAAACCCACUUGGGAAGAUGGGCCCUUAGACCUCCAGGCAGUGCACUCGGACAAGGAGCUGGAGACUUUGGGGUUGGACAGGCUAAAGGCAGAACUGAUUGCACGGGGGAUGAAGUGUGGGGGAACCCUGUCCGAGCGCGCUGCUCGCCUUUUCUCCACCAUGGGGCUUUCUGCAGAGGACAUCGAUCCUGCCCUAUUGGCCAAACCCAGCAAGGGCAAAAAGAAAUAACUGCCCAGUUUCUAUUACAACACCAUAUAAUAAUGAGUCUUAUGCUGAGUGGACGCCUGAUAACUUGGUGACAAUUAAGUCAACAGAUAUUAGUACUUGUUAUAACCAUGCCAUGAGCCCCAGAUUCAAAGUGUCUGAUUAUUUUUGUAUGCCCCAAAUAGUGGACACAUUUUAAGAUUGUCCCAGCUAUUGGAUAUACGUCAGAAUUCUACUAUAUUCUCAAUGCAUUUUAUAAAUUUUUCUAAAGUAGAUAGAUUUUACUUUUUGAAAUUCUAUGUACUGUCCCUUAUGUUGGAUGAAAUGUCACAAAUGAAGUGAAGUCUCUUUUUGAACACUCAAAAGAUUUAUCACAGUAUCUGUCACCAAUUGGUGACAGAUUUUCAUGCAAAUAUUCAAAAAUCCUAAAAGGAUUUGCUCAUUUUCCUACUAGAGAUGUUUCCAUUAAAUUGAUUUGUGGCGGAUAAAUCUGUGCGUGAUGACGUAGUGCACAUUAAAAAAAAUAACAUUUCCAUGUACCGAAUAAAAAAUAAAUGUUAUA